GAAAAUCAGAGAUCCCCUGUGACUUCAGCCAAUGCCAUGUCAGCCGAUGUCACUGUUCUUGGUGCGGGCGUGAAAGGUGACGAGGAGGCGCCGGAGCUUGAGGGUGGAAGUUUGCUCGAGGAUGGUGGGGUGAAGCGGGUGAAGCGGGUGAAGCAGGAAGCGCAUUUUCAUCCCAGCUUUUGUCAAGCAGUUCUUGCUUGGCGCUUUUCGCUGCUGCUCCUUUGCAACUGUUUGUGUUUGUCAGGCUGCUUGGCGCUCUUCCUCUUCUCUUCUUUGGGUGUUGAUUUUGGGAUGUUCGAGGUCUUGAGCUCGAAAGUCUCUCGACAGCCCAGCCAGCCCAGCCAGCCCGUACCCCUGACUUCAGAUGCCAUGGCCAUAUCUCACACAUAUGUCACAACCCCAUCCCCGCUGAGUGCCAUAUCUCACCCAACAGCAGCAACUUUACCUGAGUUGGGUGAGUUGAGGCCUGCCAGGCCGGCCAUAUCUCACUCAACCCCUGCGCCAAGUGCUCACAUAGCAGCCGGACGGCGGGAUCCAUCCAGCAUUCCCAAUGCGACUCUGAGCACCACGCCCUGGGUGGUCCAUCGAUUUGCGAAAGCCGGAGUUUCGCCCCAUAUGUGCCUCCAGUGCCUUAUGGUUGGAGGCUUAUUCAUGCCAGUCUUGGAACUGCAGGUGGAGUACGCCAGACGCCACGGCUACGAUCUCUACACCUAUACUGAUGAAUCGGAGCAACCGGAUGAAUCACAUGCAAUUCAUUUUUGGAAGAUGAGAUCAACACAAUAUUUGAUAGAGAGUGGCACGACUGGGUGCGACUACAUUUUUUGGAUGGAUUCAGAUGCCAUUAUCAUGAACAUGUCCUUUUCUCUGGAAAAUCUCAUCCAUUGGGACGGAAUGGAAGACACUGACAUUGUGUUGGCGGCAGAUACGCUGGCCGCGAAUCUGGCUCAAAGUCUUUGGAAGUUCAGCCGAUUCACGCACCAGAUUUUGGAAGAUUCAUGGAACAUGGGCAGUUUUGCUCCUCUGGUAGAGACGGGGGCCUUUAAUGCAAUUCUCGGAGGAUGCCAGCCAGAAAGCAGUCCAGAAGAAAAGCGUGCUUGCUACAAGAAGAUGGACCGCUGGAAAAACCGCGCAUUUGCGCAGGAGUAUUUCUAUCCAGGAAAGAAUAGCAAAAUCAAAGAAGUGGUGGUGAACAAGAGCUUGCUGCCCCACGUAAAGUGGGUUCCAAAGCGUGCUAUCAAUUCCUAUCCGUUUGGUUAUUUUGGAGGUCAAUACCGCUGGGGCGAUCCAGACUUUAUAGUGCAUUGUCCCAGCACUAAAGGGAAGGCCAUGUUUUUACCGCACUACAUCGAGCGGGGCCUGUUGAAUGCCGGCCUGCGCCCUGAUCCAGCGGCAGACGCCCGCAGAGAUCCCAGUGCUGUGCCCAACGCCACCAGCAGUACCAGGCCCUGGGUCAUUCACCGAUUUGCCCGGCCAGGGCGGCCAGGGGUGUCGCCCCAUAUCUGUUUGCAGUCACGAUGGGUUGAACGGCAUUCUUUCAAGGACGACAACAAGAUGAAAAUGCAGGAACUAAGAAUUCACUAUGCCAAACUUCAUGGCUAUGACCUCUACAGUUUGGGAUCCGAGCCAACAAGGCCCAGGCUCACCAGAAGGGAGUCGACCCAACUUUUGAUCGAAAAAACUGACUGUGACUACAUCUUCUGGUUGAGCGUCGAUGCAAUCAUUGUGGACAUCAACUUCCAAAUUGAGAGCUUGAUCAAGUGGCAAGGUGCCGACACAGAUCUCGUAGUGGCCGGGAAUUAUGCUGUUGUGAAUUUGGUCACAGCACUCUGGAAAUCCAGCAGCUUUAACCGCCUCCUGUUGCAAGACUUGCUGGAAAUUGUGCCCGGCAGUGAAGGCCGAUCAGCCACUGCAUCCAUGAGCGCCUUGCUGGGUGGAUGUGGGGUCACAAGCAGCGAAGAUGAGAAGGAUAUUUGUCGGGCCAAAGUUACUCAGGUGAAAGGGUCACAUAAACCCGCCGUCUUGCCUGUUAUGGAGGCCAUUCGGAAUGGAGAUGGUGCGGCUUUAGGAGAACGGGUGGUGAACAAAAGCUUAUUGCCUCACAUGAAGUGGGUUCCGAAGCGGCUCAUUGGUGCGCGCCCAGAUGAACUCUUUGGGAAUUUCGAUUCCAAUGAGACAGUAGGAGUUUUCUUGGUAUAUUGUGGUGGAAUCACAGGAGGCAGAUACAUCCACAAUUUCUUGCCAUCAGCACAGAAGAAUGCGGGCCUAAAGCCCUGAGACUUGUCUGGCCGUCGAAUUUGAUCCCACGUCGCUGAUCCAAAGAUGAUCUCGCAGCAUGCCCUGAAUUCAAACGCCCUGUACUUCAGCACCAAACCAGGAGCCUUGCCAGCCUGCCCCGAGUCUCCAUCAAGUAGAAGGUUG
This is a messenger RNA of Cladocopium goreaui, 2418 nucleotides long. NCBI's taxonomy places the organism in Eukaryota, Dinophyceae, Suessiales, Symbiodiniaceae. The record is from the annotation of a GenBank genome assembly.